Molecule: messenger RNA, 2169 nt
Organism: Ceraceosorus bombacis
Lineage: Eukaryota; Fungi; Basidiomycota; Exobasidiomycetes; Ceraceosorales; Ceraceosoraceae
Source: the annotation of a GenBank genome assembly
AUGAUGGACGAGAGCUACUUCGCAGGACUACCUGCUCAGGCUUCAAAUAGCGGACUGUUUCGACUCUCACCGUCCUCCUACGGCCAAGAUCACCACGACUUCCCCUUUCAAAGCACAUCCUCAUCUGUCCUUCAUGGCGACGGUCAUCCUCCGUUCAUCUUCGACGUUCAAAGCGACACUAAGCAUCAGCGAGGGGAGACGUCCGGCAACGCCUUGGCAUCCAGCACACCUCUUUUCGUGGGCGAGGAUCUGGACGUAGACGACGAAGACGCCCGAUUCGACAGUCUAGGCCUCCCCAAACGUAAGAGAGCUCUGCAGCGUCUAUCUUUAGCAUCUUCGAUCGCCAGCUCCGUCCCUUCGACGGCGCCAUCAGAGACGGACCUGUCGGAGUACAACGAAGGCGAGGCGGGGGUCAAGGAGCGGAGGACCGUCGAUUUCGACGACACGACCGUCGGUCGCAGCUCCAGUCGCUUGCCUGACCUAGUCCACUCUCGCUCAAACUCUACCAUGAGAGAAGGUCCGACUGCGACAUCCGUCUUUACAGCCUUCAACCUCUCAGAUUUCAUCUCUGACGGUGCCGCUGGCGAGGACGAUUCGGCCUCACCGUCAGCUUCCGCCGCCCCAUCGUCGUUUGGUCACGGGAUCGUUGAGGACAAACCACUUCACCCUCAAUCCUUGACUGCUUCCAGCUUCACUACACCUCAACGUCCUGGCAUGCACCGUGACUGGUCGUCCCUGUCUGCGAGUGACGCUUGCUCUGAAGACGGCGUCGAGAGACUCCGUGUCCCUGCAUCACCCUACUCGCCCACAAGACUAAGCAACAGCUCCUCAUCAUCUUUGGCCACAUCUCACAACGCAGCUCUGGACCUUGCAACCGCUUCUGCCGCCAGCAUGCAGCUGUCCUCGCCGAUGAUGCCCAACAAUACCUCCCUCGCACCAGCAGGUCACCACGUGUAUCAGACGCCCCACGGACACGUGCCCGCGAACAACGGACUGGGUUUGUCAUCACGGGAUGGUGUCAACACCGCUGGGGACAUGCAACGGUCCAUGCCAAAUCCCCACGUCAACGCCGGCAACGCUUCAGGUCAGUCACUGACGGCCUGCAAUCCAGCGCACAUCAGCCCCGCAAAUAUGGCGCAGCCACAAGGCAUCUGUGUAGGCAACUCGCCCUCCGCUCAGCACUACUAUCCCAGUGUCAGCAGUGGAACGAGUGGAGUCACUUCGCCAGUAACACUGGAGCACAGUGGUCUCGUCUACUACCCGAGCAGUACACCGAUCACACCGACCUCGCCGUUCCGCGGCAAUGAAAAGGAUCUCUGGAGUGCUGCGCCACGCGAGACUCCUGCGUCGGAGAUGGCGCACGGAGAGAUUGGUGUGCCGAUGUUGUUUUCACACUCUGCUCCCAACCAUCGGACCUCAUUUUUGCAGCGCGGCUGCGAGUCAAGUCCGCCAUCGCCCCUCGGGCCUGGUCACCCUUUGCGCCUUUCGAGACCCGCUGCCCACCUCGCCUCUCAGCAGUCGUCGCCUUAUCACGGUCCCCAUCUCACGCGACCACCUCAAGCUAUGCUGCCUCCGCAUGCCACCCACUUGUCCAGCUCUUUGCAAGGUCUGCCCAGCCAGAACCUCUACACGGGUAUCAUCACCAAGCGAUCCAGAGGUCGUCGCGUUCCAAACAAGCCCGAAGAAGUCAACAACCUGGGCAAGAGCGGAAAGAUCUACACUUGCAAAGUGCCUGGCUGUGGGAAAUGCUUCAAGCGCAGCGAGCACUUGAAGCGGCACGUGCGCAGUAUCCACACGGACGAAAAGCCGUACAUGUGCCCCUUUCCCAACUGUUUCAAACGCUUCUCUCGCCAUGACAAUCUCAACCAGCAUGCGCGAGUCCAUGCAGGCACAGCACCCGGGGACAUCGCUUCGUCGUCCACCUCGUCCAUGGGCGGUAGCGUUUCUCCAGCAUUCUCGCCGCUGUCGCUCUCUGCGUCCUUUUCCGACCGUAGAGCAUCGACGCACUCCCUUUCUAGCUUGCGCCACGAGGACCCGGCAUAUGGUUGCGACGACGUUGCUUUCUACGACGCCGACGACGCCGACGAAGAGCAUCACCAGUCAUCCGACUGCGGCGAGCACAAGCCUCAAGGAGCCGACUACGACGUCCAGCACUUCGAUCUGGCGUAG